This is a messenger RNA of Linum tenue, 1257 nucleotides long. The record is from the annotation of a GenBank genome assembly. Lineage: Eukaryota; Viridiplantae; Streptophyta; Magnoliopsida; Malpighiales; Linaceae.
AUGAUCAGCAAACUGAGAGACGAUCUCCUCGUCGAAGUUCUCAUUCGAGUCCCGGAACCUAGCUCCCGCUGCCGCUGCAAACUCGUAUGCAAGCAAUGGAACUCUCUGCUCUCCGACCCCUACUUCGUACCCCGUUUCGAUCAUCACAGAAACCACAUCGAAACGCCUCUGCUGCCCUCGGACACUUUCUUGAGCUUCCUCCCCGUCCCGGAUGAACUUCGAAAGGAUUUCCGGAUCUUCGACGCCUUCAAGGACUUGCUUUUAUGCGGGUUUGCAGAAUUACUCGCCAGCCCGAAUUGCGAAGCUGACAGAUCCUACUUGCUCUGCAAUCCGUCUACGAAGCAAUGGAUGGCCCUUCCUUUAGCCCCCGAAAUGCCACCGAGAUACUUCUUCAUCACCCUUGCAAGGUUAGUUUGUGAACCCCGCGGUUGCAGUCAAGGCGGACAAUCACUUGUUCGGCAUCGAUUUCGCGUGGUGUGCAUGCAUCAGUCGACGACGAGGUUUGUAAGGGUAGACGUGUUUUGUUCCGAGUCCGGGAAAUGGAUCAAGGAUGCUCUUAAUUUCAGUGGUUAUGGCGACAUCUAUUCGAAAACCGUGAUCUCGUGCAACGGGGAGUUGUUUUGGACCUAUUUUGGAAACAAAUUUGAAGAUGCUGCCGGGUCGAUUCCUUUGCUGGCUGCUGUUAAUCCUUUCCGGCUUGAUAUACCUCCAACACAUAUUGAUGCUAGUACGGCAUCAUUCUCUCAGAAAACCUUGUGGAAUUUCGGGGUCUCGCAAGAUGCUUUGCACCUAGUUGUAUUUGAACUGAAACGUAGCUCAUGUGGUGGCCCGAGCCUCUUGAGUGUUUGGAGACUGGAAGAAGAUCGUAAAUCUUGGAGUAGACGAUACGAAACCAAGGUAGACUUGUCCAGGUUUAAGCACAAGCCGAAGCAUGAGGUCGAAGUAAUCGAUCUGCAUCCAGGGAAGCCGGAAAUUGUCUUCCUGCGGUUCAUUGAUUAUAGUCAAGCCAGCGAGUCUGCUAUUUGGUCCUGCAAUUUGAGGAGCGGAGAGUCUGAGAUCUUCUGUAAAAUAAGUAAAGCUUCCCCACGUUGGAGGGUGUUCGAGCAGCGGCUCUCUUGCUGGCCUAUUCCAAUUCCAAGGUACGAGGAAUUGCGAGGUGUGUAUGAUGGAAGUUACAGCUCGUUUGUUCAGAACAACACCAGCACCAGCAACAAUGAAAAGCCCACAACUGCCUUGAGACCUCAAGCGUCCUGUUAA